This is a messenger RNA of Impatiens glandulifera, 3226 nucleotides long. Its product is annotated as probable protein kinase UbiB. Gene Ontology annotation, cellular component: Golgi apparatus; endoplasmic reticulum. NCBI's taxonomy places the organism in Eukaryota, Viridiplantae, Streptophyta, Magnoliopsida, Ericales, Balsaminaceae. The record is from RefSeq and is a predicted model, not a curated record.
AGUUCUCUAAUCAGUGAAGUGAGCAGCGAGUGGCCAACAAGCAGUCAAAGCCUAGGAAAAUUCAAAUUUCCUUCAGAAGACUCCAUUCACCGAUCCUUUCAUCGAGGUACAAUUGAGGUCUUCCUCGCUCUCUUUCUUCACCAUCUUGCGGCGAUAAUUAUUCUUACCUGAUGAUCAUGGGCUGGGGAAAUAUCUACAUAAGGCGCAGGAAACUGUUCUCUUUGGCUCUUGUAAUUUACUUGGAUUACAAGGUUUUACAGCAAUGGGAGAAGUGGAUAACCAAGUCAAAGAAAUCUGCUCUAUGGGAGAAAGCUCAUGAACGUAAUGCUAAGCGUGUAUUCAGCUUGAUGGUGGAGUUGGAAGGAUUGUGGGUGAAAAUGGGGAAGUAUUUAUCUACACGAUCUGAUGUACUUCCCAGGGCUUAUAUUCGCCUUCAAAAGCUACAAGACUCGCUUCCUCCUCGCCCUUUGGAAGAGGUUUGUAGAACAAUAGAGGAAGAGUUGGGAAAGUCCAUGAAUAUCUCCUUCCUAGAUUUUGAUAAAUCGCCACUGGCAACAACAUCGAUAUCACAAGUUCAUCGAGCAACUCUUCUUAAUGGACAGGAAAUAGUUGUUAAGGUCCAACAUGAUGGCAUCAAGACAAUAAUAUGAAGGUAGAAAUUUUGUUUACAGGACUUGAAGAAUGCGAGGAUAAUAGUAGAUUGGAUAGCAUGGGCUGAACCACAAUAUGACUUCAACACAAUGAUAUAUGAGUGGUGCAAGGAAGCACCAAAAGAAUUGGAUUUCAACCAUGAAGCAGAAAAUACAAAGAAAGUCUCUAGAAAUCUCGGAUGCAAAAACGGGGAUGAUGAAAAGAACCAUUUCAAUCAUGUUGAUGUUCUCAUACCAGAUGUUAUUCAGUCCACUGAAAAAGUGCUGAUUUUAGAAUAUAUGGAUGGGAUUUGUUUAAAUGAUAACGAAUCACUGGAAGCUUUGGGUGUGGAAAAGCAAAAGCUUGUUGAAGAGAUAACUCAUGCGUAUGCCCACCAAAUUUUUGUGGAUGGGUUUUUCAAUGGUGACCCUCAUCUUGAAAAUUUUCUAGUCAGUAAGGAGUCGCCACAUCGUCCCAUCCUGCUUAAUUUUGGGCAUACAAAGUCACUAUCUGGAUACAAAACUUCUUUGGCAAAGAUAUUCCUUGCAUCUAUAGAGGGUAGCCAUGUGACACUUUUAUCCGCGUUUGCAGAAAUGGGGCUUAGGAUACGUCCGGACAUGCCUGAACAAACUCUUGAAAUUUCCAAUGUAUUCUUUUGUAGUUUAACAGAUGCGAAUGAAGAUUCAGAAAAGAUGAAAUCACAACCAAAAGAAGAAGCUAAACGUUUUAAUCCUGUGGAUACUUUUCCAGUCGAUAUUGUCAUAUUGACUAGGGUUCUGAAUCUCCUCCAAGGGCUCUCAUCCACAAUGAACGCACAUCAGGAAAUCAUGAGACCUUUUGCUGAGUCUGUUUUGGAAGAAAAUAUUAGCAAUGGGGCAACAGUACUAAAUCCUCAAUGGAUAUAUGAAACACCAGUCCUUUCUAAUGCUGAGGCCAAGUUGAGGCAGCUCCUUGUUGAGUUGGGGCAUACUGACAAAAUACUUGGUAUCCAGGUAUGUGCCUAUAAAGAUGGAGAGGUAAUAAUUGAUACAGCUGCUGGAAUGAUGGGUAGAUAUGAUCCUCGUCCUGUUCAGCCUGAUAGCCUAUUUACUGUAUUUUCUGCCACCAAGGGCAUUACAGCCGGUUUGAUGCAUUGGCUGGUUGAAACUGGGAAACUGAAGCUGGAGGAAAAUGUGACAAAUAUUUGGCCAGAAUUUGGAACGAAUGGAAAGGAUCAAGUAAAGGUCCAUCAUGUUUUGAAUCACACAUCUGGUCUUCACAAUGCACUGGGAACUAUAGGCCUUAAUCCUACGGUUGAUUGGAAUGAAUGUCUGAAUCAAAUUGCAAAGUCUGUCACAGAAACUGAGCCUGGUAGUGUGGAGCUAUACCAUCAUCGUUCUUUUGGAUUUCUAUGUGGUGGGAUAAUUGAGCAUGUAUCAGGCAAGAAAUUUCAGGAGAUUCUUCAAGAAGCUAUCAUUGAUCCACUAGAAAUUGAAGGCGAGCUAUAUAUUGGAAUUCCCUCAGGUGUGGAAUCUCGAUUAGCUACAGUGACAUUAGAUAGAGAUGAUCUGAGUAAGUUUUUGGCAUUGAGCAAAAAUCCAGACGUACCUUCCUCUUUAUCCAAAUCCAUACAAGAAGGGACGAUAACUUCUAUCCCGUUUCAUUUUAAUUCCAUGGACAUCCGACGAGCUAUUAUUCCAUCUGGAAACGGACACUGCUCUGCCCGUGCCUUAGCGAGGUACUACGCCGCCCUUGUCGACGGUGGACUAAUCCCAUCUUCAUCGUCGUCGUCGUCUCAACCCUGUCAGAAGAAACAGAGCCCAAUUUCAGACAUGAAAGCCAGUACUAAGCCGUCUUUGUUUUCGAACCCUGCAAUUCACGAUGCCUUUAUGGGCAUAAGAGAGUAUGAGCAUUUGUGUCUCAAAGAUGGGAAAUUUGGACUCGGGUUUAAGAGAUCAUACGCCAAGGAUGGGUCGACACUGGUGGGGUUUGGGCAUGCAGGGUUCGGUGGGUCAGUGGGGUUGUGUGACAUAAAUAAUCGGUUUGCAAUUGCUAUUACCGUAAACAAAUUGUCAAUGGGGGGAGUUAGUGGUGAAAUAGUUAAUCUUGUUUGCUCAGAACUUGGAAUCCCAGUGCCAUUUGAAUAUGUCAGAUUUGAUGAUGCAUCAGCUGGUGUGAUCAACUGAGCUUGCUCCAUCUCAAGGUAAGAAUAAUAAUAACUACUCUUCUUAUCAAAUGUUUCAUUUUAAAUUUCUACUAAAUGAGAGCUUAAAAAAAUCAUAUUACAUAUUUUGUGAGUGAUGAAAAGUAGGAAAAUGGAAGGCAGCUAAGCUAUGAAUGAAUGAAUGAAUGAAUGAGGACAUGAUGAUGAUAUAAUAAUUCUCAUUUUUUGGGGUUGUAGUAAAAAAUUCUGUCUAUAGAUUCUAGAGUCCACGUAGAUACAUACAAUGUAUGAUGAUCUCCCACACACGUGAUUACCCCAAUCGUUCCAUUUGCUUCUUUUGGUCCAUCACUGCGUACAAUGCUUUAUCAUCAUCAUCAUCCUCUCUUAUCACUUUUUAUGUGCACCAAACCUUCAUCAUAUUGGCUCUCAUUUUGACAACACUUUUUAUGUCUU